Molecule: messenger RNA, 960 nt
Organism: Lolium perenne
Lineage: Eukaryota; Viridiplantae; Streptophyta; Magnoliopsida; Poales; Poaceae
Source: RefSeq, a predicted model, not a curated record
CCGCCCAACCCCAACGCCUCCGCCCAACCCAAACGCCACCACCACCGCAAGCCCUCCCCGCUGCCGUCCCCCGCCGCGCAGCCGCCGUCGCCUCGCUUCUCCGAUGCCGCCGCCUCCGACGACGCGGCGCCGGAGCCGGACUACACCGCCGAGCUCCCGGAGGAGCUCCUGGCCGCGGUCUUCGGCCUCCUCGGCUCCGGCGACCGCAAGCGCUGCUCCCUCGUCUCCCCGCCGCUGGCUGGCCGCCGAGGCCGCCUCGCGCCUGCGCUGCGCCUCGCGCUCGACGCGCGGGCCCCGCUCCUCCCGGCCGCUCCCGGGAUCCUCCGCCGCUUCUCCGCCGUCUCCAAGCUCGCGCUCAAGUGCGACCGCCGCGUCGACAGCGUCGGCGACCCGGCCCUGGUCCUCGUCGCGCGCCGCCUCGGCCCGGGCCUGCGCCGCCUCAAGCUGCGCUCCCUCCGCGCCGUCACCGACGACGGGGUCCACGCGCUCGCCUCCGCCGCCGUCAACCUCCGCAAGCUCCCCGUCGGCUCCUGCGCCUUCGGCGCCCGCGGCAUCGAGGCGGCCCUCCGCUCCUGCACCCAGCUCGAGGAGCUCUCCGUCAAGCGCCUCCGGGGCCUCGCCAGCUCGGACCCCAUCACCGUCCCCGGCCCGCGCCUCCAGUCCCUGUCCAUGAUGUAUGCAUUAAUUUGAGAUUUUGUCUUCUCUUUCUUUUUCAUUUUUUCCGUUUCCCCUUUUGGCCCAAGAUUGGAUGCGUUAAUUGUGAGAUUGAUGGAGUAUGGAUGCGUUAAUUGUGAGAUUGAUGCGUUAAUUGUCCAUGAUGAGGCUGAUAGGGAGCACCGGGGCCACUGCGUCCGUCUUUGCCCCACCCGCGGCGGAAAAUGGGCAGGAGCAGGUGCUCAUGCCGAGCUGCACGACGAGCUCCAAUGCCGCAAGCGGAGUCAAUCAGCUCCAGCUCUCCUG